AUGGCGGCGUCGAAGCUCUCUACGGAAACUAGCACAAACAUCCCAGAUUAUGAAUAUACUGAUGUGAACACCAAACCGUUUCACAUCGGCUCGUUCAGAAACGAGUGGCUGAAGAGGCUGAAGCCGAACGACUGCUCCUACCAGCAGGAGGACGAGGACACGUUUGACGCUAACUUUGCUAAGGAGAUGGGGAUCGGCGCGGAGACCAUGGCCGACCUGAAGUCCAUCUGCAGUCUUGAUUCACUCCGUUGCCAUCCUGAGGAUCAGGAGCCUGACACAGAAGUUGUACCUCCAGACCCGACUCUUAAAACACUUAUGCAAAGGAAAACAAGACAAGAUUACAAAGCUUCUCUGAAAAUCAGCAAGAAUAGGCAUGACCUCUACGCAGAUGAACUGGAGCGUUUAACUGUUGGUAGGAAACCAGAAGCAGUGGCUGACAUGGUCCCGGAAGGAGAAAUCAUUCUGACCAUCAACGUCUACUACCCCGCCACUUAUGAGAAAUUCAACUACAUAAGACCCCACAUGACUCUGCUGAUGACAGGCUCCCACAGCCUGGCAGACCUCAGGGAUGCCAUUUGCUGUGUCAGCGACUUGCAAGUGUGCGGAGAGUUCAGCAACACACCGGACAUGGCUCCAGACUUCAUCAGCAAAGAUCAUUACAAGUCGGCUUUCUUUUUCUUCGAAGGAGUUUUCUACAAUGACAUGCGAUUCCCAGAGUGUCAAGACAUCAGCAUGACUGUCAUUGAAUGGGCAAAGACCCGCAACUUCCCAUCCUACAGCCAAGCCAAGAUGGAGGACACACGGUUUGUGGAUCUGAAAGUAAAAGUGGGCUUCCCGUACCUCUACUGUCAUCAGGGCGACUGCGAACAUCUCGUCAUCAUCACAGACGUCAGACUUAUCCAUAAGGACGACUGUCUGGACAAGAAGCUGUACCCGCUUCUUACUCACAAGCACAGGGUCACCACCCAGAAGUGUGCAGUUUGCCAUGUCUUCAUUGGAAGAUGGUUUACUACCAACGACCAGGUCGCUCCGUGCGACCCAUGUCUCUUCUGUGACAAGUGUUUCCGGAUGCUUCACUACGAUGCUGAGGGCAACAAGCUGGGAGAUUUUCUGGCCUAUCCCUAUGUGGACCGUGGUGCCUUCAACUAAAGCUUUUCUUUAGUGAAUUGCUCAGAUCACUGAUUUAAUGCUGUAUAAUACAGUUAACUGUCUUUAUAUUUCAGAAAGAAAUGUUUUAAGUUUUUUGAAAGGUAUCCUUUUUAAAAAGAAAAAGUUUUUCUUUGUUUGCAAAGUAAUGCUUUGGCUUUAAUAGUUUUUCAGUUUGAAAUAAACCAACGUUUACUGAAAGACUAAUUUUAAUUAGUAUUAGUAGUAUUAGUAUUUCCAUUCUCAUUGCUUUUUCCCAAUGCAGCCUUACAUAAUUUGUCCAUUGAGGUGACACCUUUGUUAUAAUUUGUGUAUAAUCCAUUUGUUACUUUAGCCCUUUAGCAUUUUUAAAACAGUGAAUAAUGUCUGAGGGGUUUUCUGGACCUCAAGGGAUUGGCAUAGAUGAUGAAAGUAAUCAAGUUCCCAGUCAGAUAUUGUUCUACAGAUGGCAGAUUCUACAGAUCAUUAAAAGCACAAAAAUCAAAGUUAAAGGUCUGAAAAGAAACACAUCCCUGGUUAUAUUUAUUAAGAGAUUAACAGUCAAAAACUCAGCCAGUCUGCUUCAUCACCAAAAUAGAUUUUUUUUAAAAUGUGAAAUAACCAAAACUGUUCUAACUUUGGGAGAAAAGUUAGCUUGCAGUUAACAUAGAACUCCAACACUCAUAGUUAGGAGCCAAUUGAGGUUAAAAUUAGGUCAAAGGACCUUUAAGGCUUCCUUAUCUUUGUCUACAGCAAUGUAAAUCUACCUAUUUGGAGACAUUGUAAAAUUAUUAGUCAGUCAAUCACAAGGAGCUAAUAGGUCAAACUUUCAAUAUAGAUCAAUGUAAAUAAAUGAUUAAAGACAAAAAGGUGUACUAUAUGUACUACUUUAUU
Messenger RNA from Toxotes jaculatrix (banded archerfish), 2019 nucleotides. It is a transcript of the gene snapc3, whose product is annotated as small nuclear RNA activating complex, polypeptide 3. Gene Ontology annotation, biological process: snRNA transcription by RNA polymerase III; snRNA transcription by RNA polymerase II. Gene Ontology annotation, cellular component: snRNA-activating protein complex. The transcript has 9 exons. Gene Ontology annotation, molecular function: core promoter sequence-specific DNA binding; RNA polymerase II cis-regulatory region sequence-specific DNA binding; RNA polymerase III type 3 promoter sequence-specific DNA binding. Lineage: Eukaryota; Metazoa; Chordata; Actinopteri; Toxotidae. The record is from RefSeq and is a predicted model, not a curated record. The coding region runs from base 1 to 1149 and encodes 382 amino acids.